AAAAAAAAUAAAACAAAGCAAAACAAAAAUAAAUGAUGAUUAUGAAAUCCUUUUUUCUUUUCUGGACUACAGUCGUAUUAACGGUGACAAGUAUCAAGGCACUACCUUUGGCAAACAAACGAAGUGGUACAGCAUGGAACUAUUGGCAAAACAAGGCAUGGGGACCGAAUUUGGGGAAUUGGCUUAUUCUUGAAAGAUGGAUGGGAAGUGAAGUGUUUGAUCAAGCUGGUUCUAAUGCACAAGAUGAAUGGACAUUCUCUGCCAAUGUUCCUAAUGCGGCAACACUCUUACAACAACAUUGGGAUAGCUGGGUGACGGAAGACGACUUUAAGACAUUGGCUAGUGUCAAGGUGAAUCAUAUCCGAAUUCCUGUGGGCUUCUGGGCAUUCAUCACACCUGAUCAAGGCGAACCUUACGUGUCAACAGGACAAAAAGCACAAAUUGAACGUAUCUUGGGCUAUUGCGCGACAUAUCAAAUCUAUGCUAUCAUUGAUCUUCAUGGAUUACCAGGUUCUCAAAAUGGGGAAGAUCAUUCAGGUCAUAUUGGUAACAAGGAUUUCUUCACUACUUACAACAUCAACCGAUCACUUCAAACCGUACAAGCAGUGGUGGAUUGGAUGAAUGGAUUGGAUUCACAAUUGAAGAAUCAGAUCGCAGGGAUUGAAUCAGCCAAUGAACCUCGUCCGGAUAAUGAUAGUGACAACGCCAUGCUACGUGAUUACUACCAACGCGCCUACAACAUCAUUGCUGCAUCUGCUUUCAAGGUACCGAUGAUUUUUCAUGAUGCAUUCAAAGGACCUUCGUAUUGGAGCGACUUUUUACCUGCACCUGCCAACGCCGUUCUUGAUUUACAUCCUUAUUGGGCUUUCUCUUCUACGAGCGAUCAAACUACCAUCUUGAAUCAAGUAUGUGAUAAACUCACUGGUGACAAUAAUUUCCACUUACCUGUGCUUUAUGGUGAAUGGUCAUUGGGUUCGGCUGUUUCUUCUUCUGAUUCUUGGUUACGUCAAUUUAUGGAUACCCAAGUGUCUGUGUAUCAAAAAGGGAAUGCUGCUGGUGCUGUCAUGUGGGCUCUCAAGAACUCGAUCAAUUCUGAUGUUUGGUCUUUUGAACAAUUGAUCAAAGAAGGUUAUAUUAACGAUGGUACUUUUUCUUUGCAUACAAACGCAAAAUGUUGAAUAGUAUAAUGUAGUUUUAGUCUUAGGAUAAUCUUUUUUUUUUUUAAUGAUAUGUCAUCAAAUAAAUACAAAUGAUUUCUCUCCUA
This is a messenger RNA of Halteromyces radiatus, 1264 nucleotides long. Its product is annotated as glycoside hydrolase superfamily. The coding region runs from base 33 to 1178 and encodes 381 amino acids. The transcript has a single exon. The record is from RefSeq and is a predicted model, not a curated record. Gene Ontology annotation, biological process: glucan catabolic process. NCBI's taxonomy places the organism in Eukaryota, Fungi, Mucoromycota, Mucoromycetes, Mucorales, Cunninghamellaceae. Gene Ontology annotation, molecular function: beta-glucosidase activity. Gene Ontology annotation, cellular component: extracellular region; cell surface.